AUGACGGCAAAGAGGAAGAGGAGGAAGGACAGCCGCAACAAGAGCCACAGCAGCAGCGAUGGCAGUGGUUCUGCUGCGACACGCUGGCAAGGCUGGCUGAACACUGGCCUUGCUGUACUCUGCAUCGCUGCAGCCGCCAUCUGUUUGCCCCUCGCCGUUCGCCAUCUUCACGAGCAAGCCCGCUUCUUCUCCGCGCUCACAACGACCGAGAGGGAAAUUUCCUUCACAUCAGAGCAGGCCAUGUACUAUGCGUACUUCAAGAAAGCGCUGAUGACAAUCGAAGAUACGCCAGGCAUGCUCCCCACCAAGAUCAUGGCAGCAAUCAAUGCGUUCGUGCACGACACGCGCAUUGAGCAUCCGUCCAGCGUCAACGCUCUCCAGCGCUUCAAUGUCUACCCUGAACUUGUCAUUGCCACAGCCAUGCACAUCUGGCGCAGCGUCCAUGCCUUCAUCUGGGGAGAGCAGCCACAGCAGACCUGCAUGCAAUAUCAACAGGCUGGCGGCUCAACAUACAUGACGUGCACGGGCGCAGCCGUCCCCAUUUACUUCUACAUCAAUUCUGUGUUUGGCCUCCAAAGUCUCGCCAUCGCCUCCCUCCUCUUCCUCGUGUGGGAGGUGUCUGGCAACAGCGCGUGGAGCGUCAUCGCCGCAAUCAUCUUCAUCGCCGUCAACUUUGACGAGAUGACACGCGUGAUGUGGGGACCGCCACUACGAGAGAGUUUCGGAUUUCCGUUUUGGAUGGCACAAGUUGCCCUUAUCACACACGCCCUGCGGCAGUACAGGACACGCGUGCCCUCGGCCUUGAUGGCCGUGCACGUGUGUCUCCUGGUUGCGUUUGCUGCGUCGUGGCAGUUUGCUCCCUUCGCCCUUGCUGUGCAGAUGUGUGCGCUUGCUCUCCUCUUCGCCCUCGGUGCUCUCCCACGGCCGCUCCUCGUCGCUUUUGCCUCCUCCCAGACGCUGGCGUGGGGCAUUAGCAUUGCACUUCAGUUCUUCAACGCGUUCAUGAUCACAUCCGCUUACACCGCCACCAUUAUCGGGUUGUGGGUGUCGGUGAUUGCACUGCCGCUGCCGGAUGGACGCGUGUGGCGGUUUCUUCGGUUCCCGCUCUUCCUCAUCACCACUGCAGCAGCGAAGGCGGCGCCCACCCUCCUCCUCAGCCACCAGCAGGACAGUCACGUGCUGGACAUGCUCAAGGCAAAGUUUCGGCUGGCACCCGGCACAUUCCACACGAAACUCUACACGUGUGCCAGCGCUUUCGACUUUCUACCAGCGGAAACGUAUUGGCGGUUCACCACUUCGCUUGUGCUGCCACUGGCAGUGAUUGUUGUUGCUGCGAGUGGAAUUGCGCAACUGCGUCGCUUGCUGCGCAGUGACAGCAACGGUCACGCCACCUCCAUCACCGCUGGUCUGGAGAGCGCGCGGUUGUUUGCAGCCGUCAUGGCGUGCGGGUUUUUCGUGCUCGCGGUGCUGGUGAUGCGCCUGAAACUCUUCGCCACGCCGCUCGUCAUCGUCAUGGCCUCUGUCGCGUUCUCGCCCGAGGCCGUGCGUCAAGUGCUGACACGACCAUUCAUGUUUGGCAUGGGGACAGCUUCGCUGCACAAAGCCAUCAGCAUCGGCCUCAUCUCAGCUGUGCUCUUCAACGGAUAUGGACACGUGUCGCGCCUUGCAUCGAAGCAGGGUGAAUUCAACGACGCAAGCACACUCGAGCUGUAA
This is a messenger RNA of Salpingoeca rosetta, 1713 nucleotides long. RefSeq lists its product as uncharacterized. Gene Ontology annotation, molecular function: mannosyltransferase activity. NCBI's taxonomy places the organism in Eukaryota, Choanoflagellata, Craspedida, Salpingoecidae. The transcript is spliced from 19 exons. The coding region runs from base 1 to 1713 and encodes 570 amino acids. Gene Ontology annotation, cellular component: nuclear inner membrane. The record is from RefSeq and is a predicted model, not a curated record.